Messenger RNA from Candidozyma auris, 3564 nucleotides. RefSeq names its product cohesin subunit SMC3 (gene SMC3). Lineage: Eukaryota; Fungi; Ascomycota; Pichiomycetes; Serinales; Metschnikowiaceae. Gene Ontology annotation, biological process: mitotic sister chromatid cohesion. Gene Ontology annotation, molecular function: cohesin loader activity; protein binding; ATP hydrolysis activity. Gene Ontology annotation, cellular component: chromosome. The record is from RefSeq and is a predicted model, not a curated record. The transcript has a single exon. Bases 1 to 3564 code for a protein of 1187 amino acids.
AUGCACAUCAAAAAGAUCAUAAUCCAGGGUUUUAAAACCUUCAAAGCCACGACCGUGGUGGAUGACUUGUCGCCAGAGUUCAACGUUGUUGUGGGGAGAAAUGGGUCAGGAAAAUCAAAUUUCUUUGCUGCCAUCAGAUUUGUCCUUUCUGAUGCCUAUACACAUAUGACCCGUGAAGAGCGUCAGGGGCUCAUCCACGAAGGCUCAGGCACGGUAAUGUCAGCAUUUGUGGAGAUCAUCUUUGAUAAUAGCGACAAAAGGUUUCCUUUGCCUAAUGAGGAGUUUGCUAUUCGUAGAACCAUUGGAUUGAAAAAAGACGACUACUCUCUUGACGGGAAGCUUGUGACGCGGUCAGACGUGAUGAAUUUGCUAGAGAGUGCCGGAUUUUCUCGUCUGAAUCCUUACUAUAUUGUUCCUCAGGGGAAGAUCACAUCAAUAACGAACUCUAAGGACGGUGAGAGAUUGACCUUAUUAAAAGACGUCAGUGGUGCGAAAGUGUUUGAGGCUAAGCUCAGAGAGUCUUCACGAGAAAUGGCCAACUCAGAUAUCAAGAUGCAGCGGAUCAAUGAGGCGAUGCAGAGGCUCGAUGGCAAGAUUAGCGACUUGGCUAUGGAGCUGAAGGACUUGAAAGAAUACCAUUCGCUUGAAAGUAAACGAAAGGUGCUCGAGUUCCAUUUGUUCGAUCGUGAAUUAAACAAUCUCAAUAACCAGAACGAGGAUCUCGACGAGUCAUACAAAGAGCUCAUGGGUCAGACAAAAAAAGAUCUCGAGAACAUUGAGCUGCGCGAGAAGGUAUGUGAGGACCUCAUAAAGAAAGUGAAAAGCACUCGUCAUGCUAUUACCUUAGCUGCCAUCGAGAAGCAGCAGGCUGACUCUGACUACUAUCGUGCUCUUCAGGACAUUGCUAUGAAGGAACAGAAUGAAAAAGAAUUGAGAACAAGCUUAGAUGAUGUACGUCAAGAGGCACGUCAGUACGCAGAGAAGAGAGAAAGACUCACGGCAAUGAUUCGAUCUCACGAGAAAAAGAUCACCGAUGAACUAAAACCUCAGUUAUCUGAGCUAGUUGCACGGGAAAACCAAGUAAAAGAAAGCAUCAAUGAGUACGGUGCCAAGCAAUCAGCACUCUACGCCAAACAAAACAGGUUCAAAGACUUUGCAAAUAAAGAAGACAGGGACUUGUGGCUUCAGGAGAAAUUGACUGACCUAAAAGAACAGCUUGCAGCCAAACAAGAAGAGCAUGAAAACUCAAUUGAACAAUGCAAGGAAUUUGAAAAAGAGUUACAAGAUGUCAAGAAUACUAUUGAGAAAUGUAGGCAGUCCACAGAAAAAUUCUUAUCCACUGCCGAUACCAAGGAGAUCGAGGAAGAGGUAAGCAAACUAAAGAGCCACAUAACUGAACUCACAGAACAAAGAAAGUCGCUUUGGAGAGAAGAGAUUAAGCUUCGAUCACUUCAUGAUGCGACAGAAAUGGAGCUUUCUGAUGCCAAUCAUAAAGUCAGCCUGACUAUGGCACGCUCACACGCCGAAGGCUUGAAGGAAGUGGAAAAUAUCGUUGAGCGUCUAAACUUGCAGGAUUCUGUUUAUGGCCCUUUGUCAGACUUGUUCGUGGUGUCAGAUAAGUAUAAAACAGCAGUCGAGGUUAUUGCAGGCACUUCAUUGUUCCAUGUGGUUGUUGAUAACGAUGAAACUGCGCUGAUUAUCAUGAAGGAGUUGCAGAGGUUGAAGAAAGGAAGAGUGACUUUCAUGCCUUUGAAUCGUCUUUACACCCCACCUGUUUCUUUUCCAAACCAAGAGGAGAAUGAAUUCAUUCCACUCAUCAAGAAAAUAAGACAUGAUGAAGACUUGGUCGGCAAUGCUAUAAAGCAUGUAUUUGGCCGGGCUAUAGUAUGCAAAGAUCUUCACCGUGGUGCUGAGCUUGCGCGUAUGCACAAGUUAACUGCUAUAACAUUAGAUGGAGAUCGUGCAAAUAACCAGGGUGUGAUGACUGGCGGUUUUAGAAACUCGAAGAAUUCGAGACUUGAUGCCCUCAAAAUUCAGUCAAAGAAGCGGAACGAGCUCAAAAGAGUCCUGGAACAAAUUAAACGCUGCAAUACAGAUCUUCAAAACGUGGAUCAAGAAAUCUCACUGUCAAAUGCACAACUUGAUCAACAGAUCAACAAGUUGAACGCGAUGAAAUUAGACCACGAGAGAAAGAAAACGGAAUUAAAUCAGCUUCUAAAUCGGAAGUUCGUUGCUGAAAAGAAGUGCUUGGCAGCUCACAGAGAAACUUCGAAUGUAAAGAACUCGAUGAAUACUAUCAAGAAGUGGAUGGCGCAAUAUGAGGAAGAAAUUACAUCAGAAUUCUCUGCGCUGUUGAGCAAAUCCGAACUCGAGAAGCUAAGGGAUAUUAAUGCACAGCUAAGUAAGCUUGAAGGGGAACUUAACGGCGUUGUUGCAGACAUUGCAAUCAAGGAUGCCGAAAUUACAAACCUCGAGUUGGAAACCGCAAACUGGAACUCGCUCGUGUCAGUUGAGUUUAACGAGUUCAGCGAGAACGAUAAGAAUAUCGAACUUAGAGCCUUACAGAAAGACCUCGGGAAGCUAAGAACACAGGUUUCGGCAAGUAAGCGAAAUUGCGAUCAAGCCAAUGAGGAACUAGUUAAGCUUAACUCAAAAUUGGAGAAGCUUGAAAAAGACCUUGACGAAGCCAACCGCGAACAGGCUGAAACGGUCAAACGCCUUGAAAGACUCACCAAGAAGACGGAAAAGAUACAAUCUCAAAGGUCUAUACUUGAAAGCAGGAGAAAGGAGCUUCAUUUGAAGGUUGGAGCCUUUGGAGUUUUGCCACAAGAAGCUUUUGCAAAGGAGAGUUUUGAAGAGCGUUCUCUGGAUGACCUUCUUCGUGAGCUCAACUCAGUGAAUGGAGAGCUAAAGAAGUAUGCUCAUAUAAAUAAGAAAGCUAUGGAGCAGUACAACACUUUCAAAAGAGAGCAGGAAGAUCUUGUUGCAAGAAAAGAGGAUUUGGAAAAAUCCAAGGAGUCAAUUGAAAAGCUUAUGGAGUCAUUGAGCCAGCAGAAGCACCAUGCCAUCUUAAAGUGUUUUGAGCUGGUUUCAAGAAGCUUUCAUGAGAUUUUCGAGAAGCUUGUACCAAACGGAGCUGGUUUUCUCGAGAUGGUCAAGAAAGAGGGUGUCACUGACCAACUGUCUCCAGAUCUCUACAGCGGGGUCUCUUUGACUGUAUCCUUUAGCUCUAAGAGCGACGAGCAGCAGCACAUUGAGCAAUUGUCUGGGGGACAGAAAUCACUUUGCGCCAUUGCGCUAAUUCUCGCCAUUCAGAAAUGCGAUCCCGCUCCAUUCUACUUGUUUGACGAGAUCGACGCCAACCUUGACACGCAAUACCGUACUGCUGUUGCCAACAUGAUCAAAACGUUGGCGCAAGACGCACAGUUUAUUUGCACCACCUUUAGACCCGAGAUGCUACAAGUUGCAGGAAACUUUUACGGCGUUUCAUUCUCUGACAAAGUCAGCAGCAUUACGGCCAUUGAGCAAGCAGAUGCCCUUCUGUUCGUUGAGGGCCAACGAUAA